Pelodiscus sinensis (Chinese soft-shelled turtle) is the source of this 3302-nucleotide messenger RNA. NCBI's taxonomy places the organism in Eukaryota, Metazoa, Chordata, Testudines, Trionychidae. The record is from RefSeq and is a predicted model, not a curated record.
AUGAAGGAUACGAACCCUCGGAUAUUAAGAGAGUCGGGGGGAGAACCGGAGGAGCCGAAAACCACUGUGGAGGCUCGGAGGCGGCAGCGUGCGGCUCAAUCACGCCGCUGGCUGCAGAGCAAUGGACCUAUUAACAUGAACCACUACGCUAAUAAGAAGAGUGCUGCAGAGAGCAUGUUGGACAUUGCUCUUCUGAUGGCCAAUGCAUCCCAAUUGAAAGCAGUAAUGGAGCAAGGACCUUCCUUCUCAUUCUACAUCCCACUGAUUAUUCUCAUCAGCAUAUCCCUCAUACUUCAGAUUGGAGUGGGUGUGCUGCUGAUAUUCCUUGUAAAAUACGAUCUUAAUAACCCUGCAAAACAUGCCAAGCUGGAUUUCCUCAAUAACCUUGCAACUGGACUGGUAUUCAUUAUAGUAGUUGUGAAUAUUUUUAUCACUGCCUUUGGAGUGCAGAAACCAGUGGCUGGAACAGCCUCAAGACAAUAGGGAACAAGAAGUUUCAGAGAUCUGAACCAUUGACCUCUCCUUUAAGUACUUCUGCACUUGAGCCAGUUAAACUUGGACACAGAAGGAAAACCUGGAGAAUCUGAAGUUAUUCAAACCAGCAUUUUUGUUUCCUUCAAAUGGCUUGUUUUCUGUGCCUGGAAUUUUCAUCCUGUUACACAUGUAAUAUACUCAGUUUAUAGUGGAAAGUCUGAGAGUUUUAACUGCUAGUUCAUUGAUACUAUCUUCGAAGAGUCUGGCAUCUCAAUUUCUAUACAAACUGGAGUUCUUCAGAGAGAUGUGCAAUGCGAAUGAAUUAACAGGGAACACAAAGCAAUGGCAUUAGCUCCAAAGGCAUCUUGGACAUCUCACUUUUUCUGCCUUCUGUUUUCUUGAUGGCUGAGAAGUUAUUCAACAAAAUGUGCUCUAAUUUCUACUGUGGAAACCAAGGGUCUGAAGGUCUGGCAGUUACACUGUCCUAACCUCUCUGCAAUGUAACUAAGUGUUUGUAUUUCCGUAUUGCUGUACAGGUUGCACCUUUCUAAACCAGGACUCUCUGGUCUAGCAACAUCCAUGGUCCGGCAUGACCUUGGAUGUUCCUUGAUGAGAAGUCUGGGAGCAGGAGGGCCAGCAGCUGAGAGCUCGGCGCAGCGAGUCUGGUGGUGGCGAGUUCACAGCAGCCUAGGCAGCAGCAAGGCUGGAACAGCCCGGGCAGCAGCAGAACAUGAUCAGGGCUGCCUGGCACCUGGCAAGGGAGCUGGGCCUGCGGCAGCCCAGACGGAGAAGCCUGGGAGGGGCCAUAGCAGCCCAACAGAGGCAGACCGACUAGGGCCUUGUGCUGCCUGGCAGCAGGACUGAGAUCGUGACAGUCUGAUCAGUAAGGCUGGCAGCGAAGCCUAGGAUGGGACUGGCCAGUAGGUAGCUUGGCUGGGCUGAGGGAGCUGGCAGCGGGGAGGGGCAGUGAUCUGAAGGGCUGGUAUCAGGGGACCUCCUUUGGUCCGGCAAAUUCCCUCAUUCGGGACUAGUCAGGUCCCGAGGGUGCCGGACCGGGGUAGUUCAUCCUAUAGUGGAAUGCCUUUGAUAUGUGAAGGUGGCCAUGGCUAAUUUUCCCCCUCUUCCUAGGGAGCAAUUAGUCUCUUCAGUUAAACCAAAACUUCACCUCUUCUAAGGUAACAGGAGAGGAACAAAAGUUAACCUUUCUUCUAGCUAGUUUCUCUCUCACCAGAACUCAUUGACCCAGAUUCUGUGUCACUAGAUCACAGGGGCCUGCAUAAACCUGCUCUCCCACUGGGGCAGGGUCCUAUAAGUGGUCCCUUUGCCUAUUUCUCACUCAGUCACUGCUCUCCUCCAAUCCAUGCAGGCUGAUUAUUUUCCACACCUCUGUAUAAAAAAGCUGCCAUAGCUUAGCACCACUAGGCAAUUUAAGGGCAGAGGGUGACCUUUAUCCUUGCACUGAGGACAGGGCGAGACCUCUCAGUUCUUAAGUCACACAUAACCUAUCCAAUCAGGGUAUAGAAAAGCAAAUUUCCCUCUGAGAAAAAACCUGAUCUUGGCACUUAUUUGCUUUUGCGAGAUUGUAACUGAUCUUUAACAUUUUUGUAAAGUAAUAAAUGUAAAGACCAAGAAAAAGAUCAUAGAGAGCUCAUAUUCCCUGCUGGCACAAGAAGCACAAUUUUUUCCAAGGGCAUACUAUUGCUGGCAAUGGUGUAUAUUGUAAGUUCUGCCACGGAUAGCCUUUUAAUCCUUUUUCUUCUAAUUUAUUAUGUUUGCAAAUAGAAAGAUUUUAGUGUCCUUGCAUUUUAACUUUAUUGUAGAUAUAUACAUUUAUACUAAUAUAUUUCUUGUGUUGUCACUUUAUUUUGUACAUUUGUAGCCCAAUAGGUUAGUUUUUUAAUAUCAGUACUCAUUUAUACUUUUAGAUUGAUAAUCCUCUCUUCUAUGAAUACAUGACUAACUGGUCUUAGAGAUUUAUCUUGCUUACUGUAGAUUACUUAAGAAUUAUCCUUUAACUCCAGAAACAAAGUAAUCAGGUUAAUAUUUUUCUGUAUUGCUAGUACAGGUUGGACCUCUCUAGUCCAGUAGACUAGAGAUCUGAUUGGUGCCGAAUUAUCCAAACCAAGGGAGGUCAAUAUUGUCUGGCAGUAUUACCAACACUUCCACUGCUUAUUGGGCUCUUAGAAGACAUUUAGGGCUAAAUUAGAGCUAAAUAAUAACACAGAUCAAGAGAGCCAGGACUGGUGGCUCUAAAAAAACUUUAUGGGAUUGCCAGAAAUUUGGUCACACCCGUGAUAAAUGGACAUCCAGCUAACUAAAAUCAAGCCAGAGCACUGAUGUUGCUGGACCAGAGUGCCAUUCUAGAGAGGUUCAACAUGUAGCAAAAUAGAGAAAUUCAAGCAACAUAGAAGCAUAUUAUACUUUUCUUGCUUUGUGCUUGGUCAGUUUUUCUGCAGUGUUUUGGAAAAUGCUGCUUCUAAUGAUGAGUUAUAUAUAUUUAAAUGUAGCUGAGAGUGACCAGGGGAUGAGCACUUAGCAUGAAUUUGUCCAACAGUUAAUUUAUCUUCUGUUAAAAUGUAUGAAGGAAUAUCAGAGGGUGUGUCUAGACUACAUGGGUCUGUCGACGGAGCCAUGUAAAGUAGUUUACUCGACAUAGUCAAUGAAGCGGGGAUUUAAAUAAGCCUUGUGAAACGAGCUUUACAGGAGUGGUUGACAAAGGCUUCCCUUGUCGACUGCGCUGCGUCUAGACUGCCGUGCUGAGCCGGAUCAGCUGAUUGUUGGCACAGCGUGGCGGCCAUUUUUAUUUUAAUGAAGCGGGGAUUAUUUAA